This is a messenger RNA of Aegilops tauschii subsp. strangulata, 1478 nucleotides long. RefSeq names its product coniferyl alcohol acyltransferase-like. Gene Ontology annotation, molecular function: acyltransferase activity, transferring groups other than amino-acyl groups. NCBI's taxonomy places the organism in Eukaryota, Viridiplantae, Streptophyta, Magnoliopsida, Poales, Poaceae. The record is from RefSeq and is a predicted model, not a curated record.
AUGGCCAGCUUCGUCAACCAGGGCCAUGAUCUGAAUAUCCGAGUCAUGAGCCGGCGCCUCGUUUCGGCCUCCGACUCUUCCAUCAAGGAGCACGUCCUUGGCGUGUCCAACAUUGACCUUCUCCAUGGCGCGUUCCCGGUGUCACUGGUGUGCAUAUACCCGAGACCUCCAGCCGGCGGCUUCCACUUCCACGCCGUCGUUGCCGCCUUCGAGUCCGGGUUGCCGUCGUUGCUCAACCACUAUUUUGUCCAUGCUGGGCGCAUCGUGGCUAAUCCCCGCACAGGCCUCCCCGAGAUCCUUUGCAACAACCAAGGUGCGGAGCUCAUCGUCGGCGUGGCCGACGUCGCUCUGGCGGACCUGGACUUCAGCAGCAUGGACUUGUCCGUACGUAAGAUCCCGCUGCCGUACGGCGGCGACGUCCCGCUGUCGGUGCAGCUGGUGUCGUUCGCGUGCGGCGGCUUCUCUGUGGCGUGGGGCCACAACCACCUGCUCGGCGACGGCCACGCGCUGCUCGGGCUCGUCGGCGGGUUGUCGGAGCUCGCGCGGACGGGCAGGCUCGCCCCGGGAUCCCGGCCGGCCCAUGACCGCUCCCUGUUUCGCCCGAGCUCCACGCCGUGGAGACCAAGGAGGAGCUCCCCACUCGCCGCGUUCAAGCCGUUGACCCCCGAUCGCAUGGUCAACGUCCUAACGAGCGAGGCGAGCUGCGUCCAUCGCUUGUACUACCUCGAGGCGCAGGCCAAUUCCCGGCUCCGAGGGAUGGCGAGCCAGGACGGAGACGGCCGCCGUGCUACGCGGGUACAGGCGAUGUCGGCGUACAUGUGGAAGACCCUAGCCGCCGUGGUUGGGGCGGCUGACACGCGCUGCCGCAUGGGCUGGUGGGUGGACGGGCGGCGUCGACUCACGGCGCCGGAGCACCGCGCCCUCGCGACGACCAGCUAUGUGGGCAACGCGUCCAUCUUCGUACUGGGAGAGGACGGCGUGGAGGAAAUCCGGCGGAAGCCUCUGCCGGAGGUGGCGUCCAUGGUGCGCGAACUGAUCGAUGCGCCGGGGUACGGCGACCGCUUCCAGGAGGUGGUUGACUGGGUGGAGCAGCACAAGUCCGGCGCCACCUACAUGGACGCGUCCAACAUCGGGCUGGGCUGCCCGACGGUGGCUGUGACGGCCAUGACCUCGUUCCCCAUGGACACGGACUUGGGCUUCGGCCACGCGGCAAUGGCGAUGACCACAACGCGCGGCAGGGGGCUAUGCUCUGGGUUCGUACAGAUGGCGGCUACGCCUCGAGGCGACGGGGCCUGGAUCGUCAGUGCAAGCGUGUGGCCAAAGCUCGCCGCUGCUCUGGAGUCCGAUGAGCUGCGCAUUUUUGUGCCAAUCACAGCCAAGCAUCUUGGUCUGAAGCUCAACGAAGCAAUUGUGAAGGAGAAUGGUAGCCCGCGUAGCCGGUUCUAAUGGGCGAGAGGGCGGCGAGGGCAGAGGGUGGU